This is a messenger RNA of Malus domestica (apple), 1813 nucleotides long. RefSeq lists its product as uncharacterized. NCBI's taxonomy places the organism in Eukaryota, Viridiplantae, Streptophyta, Magnoliopsida, Rosales, Rosaceae. The record is from RefSeq and is a predicted model, not a curated record.
GUAUUCAAGUACAACAAGCAACUCACCCUUUCUCCCCGACUUAUAACUCCCCCAAACCCUAAACCGCCAGCUCACGCCUCCCUAGAUCUCUCCCUCCCUCCCCCCCCCACCAUCGCUUUUCCGGCAAUGUGAUUCCGACCCCAAACGGACUACCACAUUGUCGUUUUACAGAUGGCCUCCGCUUGCGUCAACAACAUCGGGAUGUCGCCGGAGAAGUUCCCUCCGGGGCCGUUCCGGUCAUACGGAUGGCUGAGUCCUAGAAUCUCCUUCAGCCGCGAGUCCCCCAGCGACGACGGCGCUUCGAAGCUAGGCGGCGGUUCCAAGGCCUCGUCUCCGGUGAAGCAUCCGCCGGAAGGUCCAGAUCCGGAGAUCUACUGCGGCGAGUUCGAGUUCCGGUUGGAAGAUCCGGUGGCUAUGCUUCCCGCCGACGAGCUCUUUUCAGGCGGGAAGCUCAUGCCGCUUCAGUUCUCCUCAGUCAAAGUUGCGGUCAACGAUCCCACUUCGACGGAGGAUACCAGAUCGCCAGACACGGCCAAGUACCUCCGGGGACCCGAAUUAAUCGGUGCGGACCCGUACCUAUUUUCUCCCAAGGCCCCGAGGUGUUCGAGUAGGUGGAGGGAGCUCUUAGGCCUAAAGAAGCACCAGAACAGCACCGCCACCACCAACGGUAACGCGAAGAGCGAGGGCCACAAAACGCCGGCGUUUGUGAGCUCAAACGCGCCUAAAUCUCUGAAGCAUUUCCUUCACAGGAGUUCGAAAUCUCUGUCCUCCUCCCCCUCUGGCUCCGACGCCACCCUGAGCUUGCCGUUGCUUAGAGACUCGGACUGCGAAUCGGUCUCGAUUUCUUCGCGCCUCUCGCUCUCCUCCUCGUCUUCUGGCCACGAGCACGAGGACCUGCCACGGCUCUCGCUCGAUUCGGACAAACCGAACCCGAUCAUUUCUAUCCACCGGACCAACCCGGGGCAGGCGCGGGUGCGGAUGGUCAAGACUCGGGAGGCGACGAAGCAGAGAUCGGCGGCUGAUCAGUCGAGGGUGGGACGGAGUCCGAUGAGGGCGGCGGGGGAAUCGGGUACGGUGGCGAGCAGGGGAGUAUCGGUGGACUCGCCGAGAAUGAACUCGUCGGGGAAAAUAGUCUUCCAGAGCUUGGAGCGUAGCUCGAGCAGUCCAAGUAGCUUCAACGGUGGGCCCAGGUUGAAGCACAGAGGAAUCGAGCGGUCCUACUCGGCCAACGUCAGAGUGACUCCGGUUCUCAACGUUCCGGUUUGCUCCCUCCGCGGUUCGUCCAAGUCCGGGUCGGUUUUCGGGUUCGGACAGCUAUUUUCGGGUCCGGCCCCGCAGAAGAAAGAAGGAAACGGCAGCGUUUCCGGCCACAACCGCGGCCAGCACAUCCAUUAUAGUCAUCAUCAUAGUCAAAGUAAGAACCGGACAGACCGAACCGCCUGAAUCCGGAAUUCGGGGAACCCCGAUUUGACGGCGUCGUUUCAUUCAUAUUUUCCGCCGUGUUUUGUAUGUAAAUAUGAGGCAGAUUCUGAGGGUCUGAUCCUGAUGUAGCUAUGUCGUUGUUGUGUUCAUGUUUAGACUUUAACGGUGUCGUUUAACCAGUCCAACCAUCCACCUUCUUCUUCCAUUAUCAUUAGUGCAAGACUAUUCUCUGACCUUGGCGGGUGGUUGCACGCGCGAUGGAUGCUCGUAGGACUUGCAAACUAGGCUGUGCGACUGCUACAAUCAACAUGCUGAACUUAUCCAUGUACUGUUUUUCUUUUUCUUUUUGGAAUUUUUAUUACAGUGGGUGGUGCUGUCCUUUUUCAUUUGA